Molecule: messenger RNA, 1200 nt
Organism: Beauveria bassiana ARSEF 2860
Lineage: Eukaryota; Fungi; Ascomycota; Sordariomycetes; Hypocreales; Cordycipitaceae
Product: UPF0665 family protein c
Exons: 1
Coding region: 1-1200 (399 amino acids)
Source: RefSeq, a predicted model, not a curated record
AUGCACUACAUUCGACUCCUUCGACCGCCCAAGGUCACUCGAGAGGCCGGCCUUCAUCUCCAACUGCUUUUCACCAUCACCACUGAUCUCGGCGACUCAUUUCUUCAACCAGAUGUGCCACUUGAUUUGCAAAUUACCGCAGAAAUAAAUGAGUUCUCUGACCCGAUAACAAUCAAUCUGGCCAAGAAGGGUCAGAUUAUAUGGCAAUCUGGUAUGCGGGUUGCGAAGCCAAAGAUUGCAAUCCCGAGGCCGCUGCAAGCCGCGCUGGCAUCUGGAUCCAAGAUUAAUAUCUGCAUCUUGGCGAGAAAAGAAAUAUCUGCAGAUGGCGGACACAAUAUUCUUUCACACGCAGAGAAAAGCCAAGGGCAGGGGCAAAUCAUGCCAGUUUGGGCAGCACUGAGUAGCUCAAAUCAAGGCGUCGAUGUGUCAACGCGAAGAAUUUUGCUAGACGACGCGGGGCCUGCAAAGUAUAUUGUACAAGUUGAAGAGGAAAUUGGCGAAAGCAUAGCUCGGCAUAUCUGGGACGCUGGCGUGCUCGCCAUGUGCUCCAUCGCCGGCGCCUAUCUUUGCCCCAAUCUCGAAUGCAGCCAACAGACGCUCCCUAGAGCCAUCAGGGCUACCCUUUCGUCAAAAGUCUCGGUCAGUAUUCUUGAGCUCGGAUGCGGCGUUGGGAUAUUGGGUAUUGGACUUGCCACAAUAUUUCCAGAAAUGCGGAAAGACGGCUUGGAAAAGUGCACAAUCGUGAUGACGGAUCUGGACGAGGCUGAGGAGAGGGCCAGGUCGAACAUGCAGCACAUAGCUACUAGCAUAUCGAGCCGCGACAUGUCACUACUCUACGAAAAUCUUGAUUGGGAAGAUGGGAGAAAAGGGAGGUUUGGCCAUGAAGUGGCAUCUCGCCAUUGGGAUCUCAUCAUCAUAAGCGACUGCACCUACAACGUCGACAUGCUACCGGCACUGGUAGAGACUCUGAAUGCUAUCGAGAGCUCAAGUAGAGCCAAGCAAAAGAGCGGAGCGACUGAGACAAAGGUAUUUCUAGCCACGAAGCCGCGGCAUGCAUCGGAGCGAGCCUUCUUUGACCUGAUGGCGGACAGCCAGUGGUGUGUCCAAGACAGCCAAAUAUUAGGCUUGCCUGUGUUGGGUCAUGAGGAAGAGUCUAUAGAGCUUUACCUGUUCCAAAAAAGGCAGGUACCGGGCACAUGA